CUUGGGUUAACAUCAAUGACUGGAGACCUUGUCGUAAACAACCAUCACUCACCAUGAUCUCCAUAACUCCCCUCUUACUAAGGCUCAACGCCCGAUGUUUCCAGACAUGUUCAUUGGCAUCCAGCUACAAGAGCGCCAUAAGUAUCAGCAAGAUCUAUCCUGAUAGUGACCUCGACAUAACAAAAGUUCAAACGCCACCCAAGACUGAAGGCCUCAAUUUUUCUGGAUAUGUGCCCAUGGAUAAAGUUCAGGUGUUGUACUCCCGCAGCAGUGGACCGGGCGGACAGAAUGUAAACAAAGUAAAUACCAAAGUGGAUCUACGAUUUCAUGUGGACACAGCUGAUUGGCUGUCACAAGAAUUGAAGGAACAAAUUACUGAAAAGUACAAGACCAGUAUUACUGUUGAUGGAUUCUUGGUACUACGAUCAGACAAGACACGAUCUCAACAGCUGAACUUGGCAGAUGCGAUGGACAAAUUGCGCCAUUUGAUCCACACAGCCAGCUACGUCCCUUCUUCCCCAUCUAAAGAAGACGAAGAAAGACACCGGAGAAGGCAUGAGGCAUCAGUGCGAAAGGUUGCACCAGAAGAAAGCCCGUUCUUUAACCAAGCAAGGCAGACAAGCACCUCAGUUGGACUUGUGAUAUGA
Messenger RNA from Homarus americanus (American lobster), 647 nucleotides. Its product is annotated as peptidyl-tRNA hydrolase ICT1, mitochondrial-like. Lineage: Eukaryota; Metazoa; Arthropoda; Malacostraca; Decapoda; Nephropidae. The transcript is spliced from 5 exons. Bases 54 to 647 code for a protein of 197 amino acids. Gene Ontology annotation, molecular function: translation release factor activity. Gene Ontology annotation, biological process: mitochondrial translational termination. The record is from RefSeq and is a predicted model, not a curated record. Gene Ontology annotation, cellular component: mitochondrial large ribosomal subunit.